AUAGUGUAGUGUUGUCUAUGGUAUUUUGAAUAAUAAGUUUUAGGAACCGGAAUAAAGUUUACGUAUUUGGCUUGGUUGGAGUACAGAAUUUUGACAAAUGCAGUAAAAUGUCGAACUUAAUAUCGAAUGUAAUAGUAUGUAAAGUAAUUGACGGCAAUUCUGUCGUGUCCAAAUUCAGUUUUCCAACCUGCAUCCUUCUCGAGUAUGAUCCUGAAGGUAUUAAUGUCAGGAUUCGUAAAGAAAUACUGGGCCACAAUGAAGAUGUUAGCGAGUUUGCAAUAUUUGAGAAAACUGAAUGUUCAAGGUUGGGUCCGCAAAUGUAUGUGAUCACAGUAGAAUCAGAAAGCAUCCUUCUUAAGUUCAGUUCUGAUUUAGAUGCUGCCAAUUUCCACAAGGCUGUAAUGAAAGUGAAGGCUGGGAGAGAAAAGUCUGCAUUCACAGAACGAACUGAUGAAUCAUCAGCGUUGCAAUAUUUCCAGUUCUAUGGAUACCUGUCACAGCAACAGAAUAUGAUGCAAGAUUACAUCCGCACGUCCACGUACCAAAGAGCAAUCCUUGCGAACCUGGCAGAUUUCAAGGAUAAGGUUGUGUUGGAUGUUGGCGCUGGCUCGGGAAUCCUCAGCUUCUUUGCCGUGCAGGCCGGUGCGAUGCGUGUGUACGCUGUGGAGGCCAGUACGAUGGCGCAGCACGCUGAGACUUUGGUUAGUUCGAACAAUUUAGAAGGGAAGAUUGUGGUAAUUGCUGGUAAAAUAGAAGAGAUAGAGUUACCAGAAAAUGUUGAUGUUAUUGUAUCGGAGCCAAUGGGCUACAUGUUAUACAACGAACGUAUGCUUGAAACUUACCUUCAUGCCAAAAAGUGGCUGAAACCUAACGGAAGAAUGUUUCCUAGUCGCGGUGAUCUCCAUAUUGCUCCAUUUACUGAUGAUAGUUUGUACAUGGAGCAGUUCAACAAAGCCAAUUUCUGGUUCCAGCAGUCCUUCCAUGGUGUAGAUCUCAGAAGUUUGAGACAGGCCGCAAUGAAAGAAUACUUUCGUCAACCUAUUGUUGAUACUUUUGAUGUUCGCGUAUGUAUGUCAAAGUCUGUCCGUCACACUGUUGACUUUAUGGAUGUCAAUGAAAAGGAUCUUCAUAAAAUAGAUAUCCCUCUGGAAUUCCAUCUUCUUGAGUCAGGCACAGUGCAUGGCUUGGCGUUCUGGUUCGAUGUGGCGUUCAUUGGAUCAGUGCAGACUAUUUGGCUGUCAACAGCGCCAACAGAACCUCUCACUCACUGGUACCAAGUUCGCUGUUUGCUGGAAACGCCAAUCUUUGUUAAAGCUGGCCAGCUUCUUACAGGCAGGGUGCUUCUUGUUGCUAACCAAAGGCAGAGCUACGACGUCACCAUCGAACUAAACGUGGAGGGCACCGGCACGAGGUCGUCCAACACGCUCGACUUGAAGAAUCCCUACUUCAGGUACACGGGCCAGGCGGCAGCUGCUCCGCCGGGCGUGAACCACACUUCGCCCAGCGAGUCCUACUGGAGCCAGCUGGAUGCACAAGGAGCUCGCCAAGCUGUUAACAUGGUCAAUGGUAUAUCUGUAAACGGUCUUGGUGAGGUGGCAAUGGACGUUACCCAAUCUGCCUCAAGUCUUGUUGGACUGGGUAAGCAACUCAGCCAUGAUCUGAUUUUAGGUAACCAGCCAAGCAUCCAUCCAGGCUCAAUCACAAGUACUGGUCGGCAGCGUGUGGGAGCUGGAGCAGGCACGGCCACCUCAACUCAGGGAGCCCAACUAAUUGGUGGCGGCAUUUCUCCAACACUGUUCACAGCACCAACUCACCAGUUGGUUCUGGGCAAUACUUCCCACUACCCAGUAAACAACAGUCUGAUGAUUGGCGACUAUGUCACCCCCGGGAGUUCUGUGUUAACGGUGCCCAGCUAUCGGCAGUGAAGGGAAGCUUGCGCACAGCAUAGACUGACCCUGCAGCUUCCUAUCUGGCACGCACAAGUGAACAGGCUCGUGAGCGGUGCUGUGUAGGCAACACAAGAAAUGAGUUUAUGCAUCUGUCGUAGCAUGUGGGAGCGGACUUGUGUUGUGUUAACCACAUCCUAGCUUGAUAAUCAAGCAAUAUGGGUAAAUAAAGACUGAGUAGUUUACUAGAGGUAUUGUUUGUGUUACUUGCCAGAGCACAAGUAUUUGUAAUUGUUUCAUGCAAGUCAAUCUUCUGCCUGGAUGACUUUGUUAGUGUACUGCUAGAAGUGUACAAAUCUUUCUUGGGUGCUGUUCUAGCACAUAUGAAGUCCGAUACUAUCCAAUUGACACUUAAAUAUUUUGUUUACAACGCAUACAAUCGACUCACGAAGAUGAGAUUGCUUACUAGUAGUUUCAGAAAUUGUAUGCAUGUUUUUUUGUGUAUGUAUGUGUGUGUUGUGUGUGCUGUUGGGUUAAAUAUUAAAUGGUCCAGCACCUGAUGUGUGAUUAUACGUAAUGUGUGUGUAUUUUGUAAACCACUAUUAAAUAAUUUUAAUGUAUUUUGUAGACUUAGCUACUCACUGAAUGUCAGUCUUCCUAUUUGUUCAAGAAAUCAAUUAUAGAAUGAGGUACUCUUUGAAUAAUGUUUGAACCAGGCUCAGUUUUUUUCUUGUAACUGAUUUAAGCUUUGGGUGUUGCUUUUAAAAGAACUUUAAUGUCUUCAUUUUUAUUGGAAGUGGAAUAAUCCAAGACAGUGAAAAUCUUUCCAGUUCUGUAGUAUAUAUCUUUUGAUCAUUGAGUACUUCUCAAACUUACAAGAAUAACUUUUGGGUAGGCAAGAGGUGGCUGGAUAGUCUUUUCGGUCUAUUGGUGCAGUGUCAUUUGAAACUAUCAUAUUUUGUAGGUCUCAAAUCGAUUGUAAAUCUCUGUGCAAAAAAAGUAGACAACAGUGAGAGUAAGUUUGUAUCGCAAGAUUGUAGUAUUUCUAAAGGAACAAUCAGCUGAAAUGUAUUUAAUUAGUACAUCUGUGAGUGGAAACCAACAUAUUAAAACCUUACAUUCACCAUGCUGAGCUAGUGCAAAAAAAAAUGAGUGCGUGUAACUCAGUACAUAUAAUAUAAGUGAAACUUCUUUGGCAAUUCAAACCUUAACUCAUAAGUGCUCUCCUUAUAUCUCUCUGGCAUAAGAAACGUUUCAAAACAAUGUUUCACAAAAACUUUGCAUUAAAGUUUGGCCUUGAAAUUGUAAUUGAAAUUUUACUCUCAUUGAGCCUAAAAAAGUUUCACUUCAACAAGUGUAGAAAAAAUAGGCAUAAAUUACAACAGGAUGUUCUUUCCUUUCAUUUCUAGUUUUGUGUGGGGACUGAGCUUUUAUGUAUGAACUUCUUUAAAUAUGUAAAGUAUUGGGAAUGAGGUAAGGAAUUUUGAUGAAACACUGAAUUAAAUAUCAGGUAAUAAAUAAAUAGCCCCCAAUACAAUAUCCUCAAAACAUCUUCAUUACUAGGUUUGUAUGAUAUCAUUACAAAAUUGGUUGCAUUUUCUUCAUAGUCCAUAACGAUCAUAAAUUAAAACUACGCCUAUAGGAAAAUAAAAUUAACAUUCCAUGCAUGGGAUUUGUUUAAAUGUUUUUUAAACAAGCAUGUUCUUAUUUGGACUUAACAUAUUUACAUGCUCGUGUGCUCAUAAUUAUAAUACACUCCGUUGUUUUGCUCUCUGCCCAAAUACUUCUGUAAUAAAAUUCAGCAAGUCGAGUGGAGACAGGCGUAGGUGGGUCCAUACUGCCGUGACCCGCCUAUCCCUGCAGCAUGCCAUGGUUUAACCUGAGACGCACGCCACCACGUGGAGCCCGCUCAAGGCAUCGAGGCCUGACCGUUCACAAACUAUUCUCCGUCCUUUUCGCGUCAGAAACAUUUCACAACAAAGUUUUGGGAAAAAGUUGCAUUAAAUUUAGGCCUUGAAAUUUAAUUCCCAUCACAACCAAAGAAGUUUCACUGAAAAAUUUUUCAUUUUGAGCUGUAUGUUAGGUUUUACUGCAUUGAUAGCUUUUAUCUCAUUUGUGGCUCUCCUUCAAAUAUUGCUUAUAACACAAAUACAGGUGAGAGUAUCAUCUUUUAGAAGUCAAAUUUAUUAAUACAUUUUUAGUAAAAGCAUGUAGAUAUUUAUAUCCAUGAAAUAAUGAAAGGACCUUUUGUCUUGCAAAAAUUUUUUGAGGCUGGCAUAAACAGGUGGGUCAAGAAGGGCAUAUGAAGGGAAACCUGUGAUAUUGGAGAAGGGGUCAAGAGUGAUGAAAAAACUUAGGUGGCCAGCGCUGCAGUAAUGAAAGUGAGAAGAUAAAAACACUGUUAACAUGUGAUAUAUUUUAUUUUUCAAAUGCUAGUUGUCUGAAACUAAGGUAAAGAUAUUAUCUCUCUCUCUCUCUCUCUCUCUCUCUCUCUCCCCCCCCUUCCUUCCCCUCACAAUUGCCACUCGAGUGGUACGGUAAUAAUCUUCUGCCAUCUCGUCACCAUAAUUUGGGCUAUAGCAUUCAUUAAUUUGUACCCUUUAAUUCCAUUUAGUAUACCACAAAGCCUGACAAUGUACCAUACAUAUAGAUAAAUGCAGUAGUUAUUAUGUGUUCAUAUCUCUCUGUUCAAGAAAAAAAUAAUAUUACUAAAAAUUUGUGGAUAUUUGUGAAUAAAUAUGAGAACGUGUGAAUAAAAUAAUUUACAAGGAAACUAGUGAAUGAUUUGCGAAUCAUGAACACUUGAAAACAUUUAACUUUCAUUAAAGAACAUUUUAAACUGUCCAAUAGUGUUUAGUAAUUUUUCGCAAUUUCGUAAGUCACAAUUUUUUUGGGUUUCUAAAUAUCAUCAUCAUGAAAAUUAGAGUAUUUAAUGAUUACAAUAAAAAUUUGGUUAAUGAGUUAAUCUAAUUAAAUGAAAUAAAAAUAUAAGUUAGAAAUCAACUUCAUUCUCCUUUAAGAAUCAGAUUUCAAGCAUAAAUUUUUAAAAUUUUUAUUUUAAUUUUAAAAUUUGCAGUGUCUACCACCAUGUUGUCCGCAGGUACAGGUUGUACCUGUGGUGGGGUGGUCGUGGGUGUUUCUUUUGCGGGGGUAGCUGGGGGCAAACUUAGUUAUCAGCAGCUUACCCGAUAAUGUAAUAUGACUAGACGGAAAAAUAUCAUAAUUCUGGCUUGUCACAUAUUUUGGCUUGUAACAUUAAUACAGCAUUAAUUAAAAUAUUUUUACUGCGCAACAUUAAAAUUUAUUUAAAAUGGUUAAAUUGCAACAGAGCCUACAUAUUAGAAAGAAAACUUGCCCAAGCUAUCAUAAUUUUUGACAUGAAACUUAUUUGCUGAGGGCGCUGCAAUUUUUGAGCGUUACAAAAAUUCUGAUCACAUGAGGGGAAUAUUUAGGUUGGGGGUGGGGGAACCGGGCGAGGAGGGGAUAUUUAGGUACGAGGUCGUGGAACGGGUAGAGGAGGAGAGUGCAUCAGUGGCGACGCUACUCCAACGCAUGCACUAGUGGUUGAAUGGGGAUAUGGCAAUGGAGGGGGGUAGGUACGUUGCGUAGCAUGCUGUAUUCUAGCUACCCUCUUUUAUCGCAUAGUCGUCGCACGUGCAUAAUUGUUGCACCUAUAUUUUAGGGCGUCAAUAUUUGGAUUAAAAAACCUCUCGCGUAAUCGUUGCAUUAUGUUUUUGGUCCUGCUAUUAGAUUCGGAGCGCUUUGUGUGGGUAUUUUUUCCGUUCAAAAUGAUGUGUUUUAAAGUAUAAAUCUAAUAUAUAUUCGGACAUUACCAUUUACUUACUUAUUUAAUUAACGGAAAUACAAAGUUGUCUGAUGUGUACAUUUUCUUUUAAAGACGUUUUUAAACUUUAUAACCUUGAUCUGUUUGUUUGCGUGUCCACGGUGUACCACUUACAACAAUGUAGCCAGCGCUAGUUGGCAUCAUUCAUGUUUGGUUAUGUUGCUUCCCGUAUAGAGCGCGCACACAUAGUCGAAUAUCAAUAUCUCGCCAAUUGCAUGCUCUCUGUCAAGUGCCGAGUUAACUGCAUUUGAUGGCCCGCACUCUUUCGUGGUGUGUACUACGACGAUAGUUAAGUGUUCGUUCAGGCUCACAUUCGGAUCACAGAGUUUGUUUUUCUAUUAAAGUUAAUGAAAGGUUUUUGUUGCAUUACUUAUUAAAAUAAAUUGUUUGGCGUGCUCUUUUAUACUUCACUUUUUAAAUAAAUGUACUUUCCAUGAAUGGGUUUUGUUUUUAUGAACUUUACCGAACAAAAAAAAAUUUUUUUCUUGCAUAAAUGUUGCACCCCUACUUUUCAAACUUGAUUUUAGUAUAAAAUGUGCGACGAUUCUGCGAUAAAACACUGUAGUUUUUACAGCCGGAAGGGGAGACGUCUUAAUAAGUAUCAUUCAUUUUUAUAUGAAUAGGGUGUGUGAAAAUUAAAAAAAAAAAAGAUGCAUAGACAUAAGAGGUUAGCUUUAUAAGUAAUUUAUUUUUAGUAUGUGAACACUUGACAUGUCAGAAAGACUUUUAGACUUUUGGGAUAGACUGUAUAAGUGUAAUUUAUGUUCUUUCAUUUUAUUCAGCUGGGAUCAUGAUUUAACAGCAUGCCUAAAUAUAAAAAUGUAGAAGCAGAUAAGAGGUAUUAUCAAGGAAACGUUGGAAUAAACCGCCAAAAGAUGUACCGAAAAGUACCAUUGAACAGAUGCGAGAGUAAAAGGUGCAGAAAAGGGGCUUUUAUCAUUUGAGAUCAUAUCCGCAUCCUUACUGUUCUCAAUUAUUAUUUAUUGUUCAAUAAACAAUACUAAUAAUUUAUCUCUAUCUAUACUUAAUAAGCAAGAAGUUUCACUUCCAUUGAGCAUGGUCUCCAUGCACGUUUUUUUAUUUUAUUAUUGAACUUAAGAGUAAAAAAACCUAGGUUACACACUACCCACGAUGAGGUGAAUUAUUUUUUGGCUGAUAUUCAGUAAACAUUUAGACAUUGACACCUUGUUAUCAUCUUAAGACUUACUUAUCAUGUAUAAAUAUGUAUUUGAUUAAUUUUAUAAGAAUAUCAAGCUACUGAAGUCAAAUUGUCUUAAGAACCCUGCCAAAAAUGUCUCGCCUCACCUUGAACAGUGUGUAGUAAACGUGUGGCAAGUUUUUUCUUCUCCAGUCCCUGCAGCUUGUGUGGCCUGUUUUUUAUUUUCCUCAGUGGGGUGUUAGUUGAUUUUUUUUUGCUAGAUAGGCAGAAGAAAUAAUUGUCGCAACUGUCAACAGAUAAACAACAUCAUGGCGAGCAUCCGGUCUGUGCCGACAGUUCUCAUUAUAAUUAACUGUGUGAGUUGUUUACUCCCCUACCACAGUUAGGAGGCACUGUGAAUGCUAUUGCCUGAACUAUGAUGUUGAAUCCAGCUUUUAAAGUAUUUAGCUUUAAGAAAUAUUCUUUGGAUCUCUGAAGCUUUUUUUUUUCCUACGAAGACAAACUUGAAGAAAAUUAGUUUUCAAUUUGACUUAGACUUUCAGAAGAUUCGCACACCCCUACAGUUAACAUUUUACUUAAAUAUUUUAAAGACUUAAAUUGUGAGGGGAACAUGACUGAUAGCUCAGAACUGCAAGUUAUUACACUAUUAGGCACCAAAAUGCAACUAAAACCAUUAAAUUAAUCACCAUUUUUAAUCACAAUUCGACUGACUUUCCGAAGCUUUGCACACUACUUAUUUAAUACAUUAUUAAUACUUUGUUUUUCGGUUUGAUUACUACUAAUAAUGUUCCUACCAAUAAGGUUCCUAAUAACAGUGAUUUUUCCUACAGUAAUGACACAGUGGGUCCUCAUUGAAGAUGUUUAUAGUUUUUGAAAGAUUGAUAGUUAUUCUAUUUUCCCUUACUUAUUUUUGGUGGUCAUUAGGUAUGUAUUUAUAAGGCAAGCCAUAGUUUUUCCAUAAAAUGAAAAUAUUUAAUUGGGUUUAAAAAAAUUAGCUAGACCUCUAGUAAAAGCAUAAAAUGAAUAUUAUUGACAAAAAAGAUGAUUAGUCCAGCUCUAAAUGAAAGGUUUUAUAGAUUCUUUAUAUAAUCACACUAGUGGCACUAGAUACGUGGAAUCAGAUGUUCAGUAUGGUAGAUGCUAAAUGCUAAAUUUGUCAAAAUGUCUAAAGUUAUAUGUCAAUAAAAUGUUUUGUGUAUGUUACUAAACAAACUAGUGCUCUGUGAAAAAAAAGUCCUACAAAACAAUUAGAAGAUUUUCUAAUGUAUGACAAAAGGAAUAAAAAUGCAAAAAGUAAACCAUUAAAAUUUUUGUGGUGAAUCAAAUGAAAAGGGUCAGAGAAAUGUGCAUGCAUAUGUACUUGCUUUGCAUAAGCAUGAAGCUGCAUGCAAGUAUGUGUCUGCAUUGGUUACAAGAUACUUUUCCAUGUCUGGGAACAUGAUGCUUUGAAAAGAAGUAUUUUUUAAACUGGAAAUUUUUUACACCUUAAUUAUUGGAUCAAAAGCAGUUUGAACAAAUUAUACACAAAGUGUAAGUUAUUUUCCACUGCUAUUAUGUUAAUUCAGUGUCAAAAGAGGUAUGGAAACUGACAUAUGGUGAUUUCUUUUAAGGUCAUGAUUCUGGAUUUGACUUUCAGAAUUAGUAAUAAAAUGUGGUUUAUGUUACUCAGUGUUCGUGAUGUUAACAUUCAAUUUUUUUGUUUGUGAUUGCAAGAUUUGAAACUUGAUGAAAUAUUAAAUGGCUAUAAGCUUUCAAAAAAAAUUGCUAGAAUUUUUUACCCUGAGAAAGUAAGUAGUAGCAGUUCAGUUUUUUAUAGUGUGUAUUUCAAUUUUAAACGUAUCAUGUAAUUAUAAGUGCUCAAGCAGACACAAUUUGCUCAAAAUGUAAAUGUUAUAGUGUCAUUUUUUGAUGGUAUUUAAACUCGGGUAGAAUUGUUUGGCUUUUAUUUUUGUAGGGAAAAUGUGGCUAGUUGAAAUUAAAUCAUACAUUUUUCCACUGCACAAUAAAUUUGUUUGGUUGGGUUGUUUAGAAAAUAUUAACAUACCCUGUUAUGAAGUGAAACAGAUUAUAAAUUUGGUAGGUUCACUUAAAAAAUUACAAAUCUGUUCAACAUGUCCUUUGCUAUCAAAUUAUGCAUUUUUAGAUUUAGAUUUAGUGUUCCUGGUAAUGAGUAAUUUGAAACUUUAGGUAUUAUUUACUUUGUACUUAUUUACUUCUAAAUUUCAGCCAUAAGAUGUUGCUGGUUACUUUUAAUACUUAAAACCUCUUUAACCUCAAGUAGCCCUACCCCACCAUACUGUUUUAAUGUAGUGAUAGUAAACAAAGUUAAUGUCUUGAUUGUAUCACCUUUCAUUUUACUAAGGUUGGAUCAAUUCCAAUUGUAAAAACUCUUCUCAUCUGAAAAAAUUUCAUUAUUUUACUACACAUUAACAAUCUAAGCCAUUGUUUACCAACCUUUCUUGAAUUAUGGCACCUAAGGAUCAAUGCUGAAAUCACACAAUACAUAUAUUUAAAUUCCUAUUUUCAAACAUGAUUAUUUUUAUAUUUUUGCUACUGGGUUUAAAAUUUUUAGUAACUUUAAAAUUAAAAUAAACCAUUUAUAUUCUACUGUAGGGUGCUACUACCCUCAGCCCGUGUUUCCCUUUACUGCCUGUACUUAAAAGUUUAUUAAUGUUUGAAUUUUUUUUUGUUUUUAUACAUCACCAUUUUUGUUUACCAAAAUCUUGCGGCACAACUACAGAGGCUUUAUGGCGCACAGCACAGUGUUGGGGAAACCCUGUUCUAAGCUAUAUAACAUGCAAUUUAUGUAAACUUACUGUUAAGUAAACUCAUGAUCGGUAUACUGAUGUCUUUCAAUAUCUUUAAUAAUUGUGUGCAGAUGUCUUUAUGUUAUCUGUCUCAUGUAGUGGCAUAACAGGCAGACCUAGAUGCCUCCCCUCCUAAUCUGUGACCAGUUUGUAAUGACUAGGACUCCUCUGCUCCUCCCUUCAAAAACUUACCAUCAAACCAUCCCUUCCACUCCAGCCUGCAGUCUCCAAAACUUUACUAUAGUUUUCCAUAAAUAGAAGAAAUCUAAUAAGAAGAAAAUAUUGUGUCGCCCGGUACUAGUCUAGUUAAUUUUGUUCAUAGCCUGGUUUUCUGUUCUGCAGAUAAGUUUGUCCAUUUUUUCAAAGCACUUAUUUUACUGGGGCUAAAAACAUAAAAAUAGACCAAAUAGAGCAGUGUGCUGUGGCAUGCUGGGAUCAGUGGCAUCUUUGCAUGUUUGGAUGGCAAUAAAUUUUUUGUUGUUUUAACUUCUCGUGGUUUAUUGUGCUGGAGAUUUGCAUAUAAUGAACAUACGCCUCAAAAAGUGAACCAAUGGCCAAGUAUUAAUGUUUUAAGAGUUUGUUUUGCUUUGCUUAGCUUUGCUUUGUUAGUUUUACUGUUAUCCGUUGCCAUUAAGAACCAUGAUAUGUGAGUGCUCUGCGUGCUAUCAAAAAAAAUAUGCCAAAGGUAUUUCAUUGCAACCAUUAAACCAGUUUAUCUUUGCUCGUAUGCAUUUUUUUCUCCUAAGAAUAUUAGUUACACAUUUAAAAUCUACAGCAUUACACGGGCCAUUUUCUUUGCAGUAUAUUUCUGAUUCAACCAAGUAUUUUGUGCCUUACUCCCAUAAUGUAAGAAUGUGUACAUACAAUAUAGAACAGCAAGCGAAUGAAUGUUGUUCUUGGUAAAAAAUUUCACGUAAUUAUGUUAUAUAUUGAUAUUCAAUUAUUACUUUUGAAUAUGAAAGCUUAUUAAAGCAUUUGGUGCCAUUGCUUGGAGUGCUAACCAAUUUCAGUGUGAGGGGGUUCUGGAUUUUAAUUCCGGCAAAGGCAUUUAGGGUGUCUAAUUGUAUAAUCAGCUUUAGUUUAUCUUGUAAUCAUCUUUUCUCUCAGUUAGCCUGCUGGCAUGAAAGUAGUGAGUUAAAAGUUAUAUAAAAAUAAUUAAAAAUUAUAAAACAUUGGCUGUAAGAACAAUAACACUCUAUUAAUAACUAUAAGAAAGGGAACAAAAGUAUUGUUUAAUAUUUAGACACAUAUUUAUGAAAACAUAACCUUCUGAAGAUUUCUGUCUCUGCAAAUAGAAGUUUCAACAUUCAACAUCUCUUUAGAAGGAGCAAAUACUAUACAAUACUUUAAAUAAUAAUAAUAAAAAAAAAACACACACACACGAUAACAUACUGUUUUGAAAAAUGGCUGCUAUAAUUGUGUUGUGAAAUAAGUUUCAUUUUUUUUCAGCAAUUGUAUGGUGAAAAUUAUUAUUAAAAUGCAUCUGGUAUUCCUAUUUACUAGAGGCAGAACUUUUUAAAGCGAGAUUUCUCCAUUAUCUAUGUUAUUGAACCUGAAAUACUAAGUCAUGGAAAAUAAGUAAAACCCUGCCUCGUGUCACAAUUGAAAAUAGUAGCUCAUAAGAGAGGAUCUUUGAACGAGUACUUGCUAGGUUUAAUUUUUUUCACUGAAUUGUCAUGCCACUGUGAACCAAAGCAUUUAAUCACAAUGAAUGUCUUUCCAUUGUUCUAGAAAUUAGUUAUUGUCAGCUGUGAACUCAUAAUACUGCUUACAUAGUUCUGUAAUCAAACUCAUCAAAGUUUACCUCAAUUUUUAAAAUUUUUUUAUUGAGGACUUUGCUAUAAUACUAUUGACAUUUGCUUCAUGUCCAGUCAUAAGUACUUGAAGUGAGAGAACUACUAUUGGGAAAUAUUAUGUUAUUGAACAAUAAAAAAAAAUUGUUUGCUCUUUCUUUGUAGAAGCUUCGUCAUCACUAUAUUUAACGCUUCUUUAAACUCAUCUGUUGUUGAUGUGUUCUCAGCAACACAGCUUUAAGUGCAGCUGACCAUCCCAGUUGAUGUUAAUGGUUUAUCAAAAGUGUGUGUAUCAAAAUAACUAUAUUUUGCAUCCUCUGUUUCACUGUCACUUCUUACAAAAAUGCAUUCUGAUUGAAUAAAAAAAAAUUCUGUUUAAUAUAUAGCUUAAUAGUACAGUAAAUAAAUGUAGAGAGAAAUUAACACAAUUUUAAUUCACAUUAGCAAACUUGUACCUAUAAUUAAGUUCAUACUCUAAAACCUGUGCAAGAUGACAUAACAACAUGCCUUGUUUGCCAUCUGUUUAGCCCUUACAAGCACAUUCUUAUGCCAAGCCAUAAAAAUAUAGCAAGCACGAUCAGUAUUUGGCCCCAACAUUUUCAGGGAUACUUUCAAAACCAAUUAAUUUCAGUUCUGGAUAAAAUGCAACAGCAGUUAGUUAACAUAUGAUGGUAAACAAGUUGUACAAGCAGUUUUUAUAACUGAAGGACACCAAGUACCUCAUGAGCAGAAGCCUGGACAAGUCUGCUGAUGACAUGCCUGGUGCAUGAUAUAUUUUCUUUUGUGGAUUUUUUUUUUCGGUUUUCACCAAAUGUAAUUUGCAAUUGCAACAUGAUUUUAAAAAUAUGCUGGUAUGUUAUUUUAUAAAUAAAAACUUCAGGAAUUCAUAUUGAUGAGAGCGCUCAUGUCAUUACUACCCCUACAAUCUUACGGAACAGGCAUGGGAAUGUGGGGUUUCGGGUGGGGAACAUCUGUAAUUCCUGGUUACAAAGACAUUGGACUUUCUAAAAAACUUUGCAAUGCUAAUGUUUUUUUCUGAAACCAACAGAAUUUUUAUUUUAUAUUUGUUUAAGUUUUGCAGAACUUAUUUCUAGAUCAGUGAAGGCCUUUCUUGUAAUUUUUUUUAAUCAAUAUAUUUAAUAUUUCAGUAUUUAUUGUAUGUAAUUUAAUGUGGCAUUUAUUUAUAUUAUUUUUAUUCUGUCAGCAGCCUUUAUCAUAACUUUAUAUUUACGCGUGGGUGUGUUGGAGUGCAGAACUACUUUCUUGCACGUGGACUAGUGCGCGCGACAGUUUGGGCGGAGUGUUUUGUGGGGACUCGGAAAACCAGUUGCGGUACGAUGUGCCUCGGGCGGUGCACUGUAUGCUCCGUGGGCCUGCCGUGGCUAUGAGGGUUUGUGGACUGUGUUUCACAAGUAAGGUAACGGGAUGUGUGGAUUGCGUGUAACUGUUGGGGCGAUUUGGAGUGUCGAAUUUAUGUACCCGGCAAGAGAAAAAGUGUGCAAGUCAUCUCGUGCGAAUGGACUGUGCGCACUCGUGUAACUUUGGCGUGCGUCGAUGUGGAGCAUGGUAAUCAAGUGACGUGCACUGUGGAGGCUUCUUCCAGACCCACAAUUAGGCAAGUAAGUGUCGUCGGCCCGUGCCCUUACCAGAAGCUUUAAGGUACAGCUGCACAGCAAGAAGCAGUUUAAAUUUUGGAAACAGGUGUGCCGGUUUAGCGGCAACUUUGUAUCUGGUUGAAAGAUUGCACCUGUAAUGUGAAAAUUAAUUCACUUGUGUUACCCACCUUAGAUGUGCAUUGAAAACAAUUUUAGUUUUGUUUUACAAGGCCUUGAACUUUUGAAUUUUAUGCUGUGUAACAGCCGAGUUAAAGCACUUCGCCCCACGACUGCAAACAUUUUAAUAUUGCCAAAAUAACCAGGGUUAAAGACUUUAAAUUUACUAUAUUUUUUGUUAGGGUUAGGCAGUAUGUUUGUAUGUUACGUUAAUGUAAAGAUAUUUUAUGAGGCUGCUUAUUAGAUUUUUAAUAUUUUUAUGUAGAGUGUUUAAAUGGUAAUAGUUGGGUCUAAAUGUAAACGUAAUAAUUUAAUGGCAAAAAAAAUAGAGAGGUUUCAACUUUUUGCUGACAUACUGGUGUUUUGUAGUAUUCGUAAAGUAAUGUAUUUAUUUAAUGCGCAUCUCAUAAAAUUUUUGCAAUUAAAUUUGUAGUUAACUUUUUGGAGAAUUUUCUUUGGUGCGGUGCUGAAAACUCUGUUCCUUUAAUUUUUGAAACUCUGUUCCUUUAAUUUUUGAAACUCUGCUUGCUAUUUUAAAUUUAUGCCUUUUGAGAAUAUUUGUCUGUACCCUGUUCUGGUGGGUAAACACGUCAAGCAAAGGCACGACUUUAAGUAUAAACAUAAUUUUUUUGAAUGUCGAGCAAAACAGACGCAAACUUCAGGAAGGUUGCGGAAAAUUGUGGUCACUCGCCCUUAGCUAGGUGAGUGACUACACAUUCAUAUGCUUGUUUUGCGCAAAAUAAGUUUCUUAAGAAAAUUUAACUUUCUGGUAUGGUAUUAUAUACUACAGCCCUACCAAUUCUAGUCUAGAACAUGAUACCGUAUAUCUAUUACCUAUGACAUCUUAUUCUUUACUACAAUCCCACUUGGUGUUAUAUAUUUUUCUACGCCACUUUAUAUCAUUUGUUUAUUAAUAUGCAACUUUGAUUUAAACAUCCUGGGUAUAGUAAAGUUUACUAUAUACUAUAGCCUACCUAUUCUAGUAUAGAACACGAUACCGAAGAUAUAUUACCCACGGUAUAGUCUGUAUUACAAUGCCACUUGGUUUAAUAUAUUUUGUGAUACCAUUUUAAUAAAACUUCUUUAUUAAUAUUUGAUUAUAAUUUCAACGACCCAGGUAUCAUAAAUUAUAAUACAGCCCUACCUAUUCUAGUAAAGAACACACAACCUAAGAUUAUUAUUUUGCAUAUCAUAAUAUAAUUUCCUCACGAAACAAACAUUUAAAACUUUACCCGUCCAAAACACACUAUUCCCCCGCUUGUACCAUAAGAAAGUACAUGUCUAAAUUACUACAGCACUGUGGAUAAAUUUAUAAAUAUCGCUACUACAUCGUGAUACAACUUAUAAAACUUUUUUUUAAUUUAGCCGAACUACCUCACCAAACCUUUUGCUAUGUUGCUAUUCCUUCAAUGAGGACAAAAUUAACCUAACCUCGGAAAGUGAUACUUUUUUUUAUAUUACGUAGUAAAUUAAAUUUUAUGAUUCAAAACAAACAAAAGAAAACAAAUAAUUUACCUAACAUCUCAAAUAAAACACGCACAAGGGACCUAUUAUCCAACACAGCAAAUGAAAUUCAUGUAAAACACUAAUACAAAUCUUUAAAAUAUUUAAAUAUCACUUGCCUUUAAUGACUUUAUGACAAUUAUUUACUUCAAUAUUACUCUUGUAUAUAUUUAAUUUAUGCCAAGUAUUUGCUAUUUCACCAUUAAAUUCAUUCAGUAUCGUGAAACACGAACAGACACUUUCCUCAUCACUACUACAAUCACAACCACAUAUUCAUUCUGUACACUACUAUACCAUUAAAUUUAUUCAAUAUAAAGAAACAUGACUUUUUAUUUCUCUCAUGACUAUUACAAACAGUACCAUACAUAUCCAAUAAAUUUCUUACUAUCUACUAAAUACUCUUUGUAUACUUAAUCACUUAUGUACUAUUAAACUAUUCAGUUCCACUUAUUACAUCACUCCUAUUCAUACCACAACUGCUAUUUUUACUCCAAAACUCACACUAUAAUUCAUAUUUAUUUUCUCAGUGAUAUUCAGUCUUUCAUUGUUACCAAUAUUCCCUACUAUAUUUUCCUUCAUUUCUGCAUUGGCCAAGUUCCAUAAUGCCAUACUUUUCUUAUUUCUUUCCACGUAAUAAAAAUCAUUUGUAAUGUACAUUAUCAUGUUGUGAACUUGACCCAACCCUAAAAAAUGUCAUGCCCAGAAGAAACCAACUAAUUAAUGAUGCAAGGAUUUUUAUUUUAUUUUUUAUGCCAACUUUUCAGUUGAAGGUGAGCUGUCAACUUGAGUAAGUGCACUGUGAAAUUCAAGUGGUAUUCCUUGUUUUAAAACUGACUACUAUGCUUUGCUUUUGUAAAAAUUAUUCUGUUUUCAUGAUUGAGGUGAAGCAUGCUGGGAGGCACUCACUCCCAAUGUGCUUCAAACCUACACGUAGAGUUGUCAACAACAGGGAACUGUUAAACAUUGUUCAUUUACUAAGGUGCAAAUGAGGAAGUUAUUUGGUGACUUAUGUUUUGUUACCCAUCAUAAAAAAUCAAGGAAAUUCAAUGGUAAUAAGUAACAAUUUUAUUCUGAUCUUUGGUAUACUCAACAUUUUUUAAACCCAUGAUUGCCACAGUACAUACAAUCAAGACUGAAUGAUUUAUGUAAGAAACGUGAGCAAUUGCAUCUGUGCAAAAUACAAAAUGUUUGCACAUGCAAUGUAUUUAAGCAAACUAUCAAAUUUAUACAUUGUGAUAGGCAGUAAUUACUGACCUUCAAAUGGUAGCGCUAAACGUGAGGUCAAGGGAAGGCACUCUUACACAACACGAAAAAAUUACAAGAUUAUACAGUAAUAAAAAAAUUAUGUUUCAAUUAGGAGCAGUAAGAAAAUGGGCUAUACAGUGCUGCUCUGCACCCAGGGAUUAUUUAGUUCUGGCGAGAAUCACUCGCUGAAUUACAAAUUCAACUUGCAACUAAAGUGCAAUCUUUCAAAGGCCUGUAGGCCUAAACAAUUUUACGUGAUGAUAAACCCUGUGCAAGGAUAGUGGAUAGUUAUGGCACCACUUCAAAGUAGGUUUCGCAGCCAAACACAAUAUUAAACCAAAAUAUUGUUUAGACUGUGAUGGCUUUAAUAACAAUUCAAAUGAACAGACAUUAAAACUCACUUUACAUUUAAGGACGUGACCACCUCACACCAUCACAGAAGAAAACUAAAGUUGCAUGUAGCCAUGAUUCACUUCUAACCACUUGCCGGGAAUUGGGCGAAAUACUAACGUCAGAAGAUCAUUGCCAAAUGCCAGAAUGAAGCAUACACAAUAUCCCUAUUUAUACCUAAUCCAGGCCCCGUGCACAUGUGCUAACAGGAUGCAAGAGGGGUGGUAAGGGAAGGAAAAAGAGGAGGAAGCAAGGUAAAAUCAGUGGAAGUGGGGAUUUGUGAAGAAGGGGAAAAAACACAAAGAUAAGGCAUCGCGACCGUUUCCCACUAAGGUUGAACAGUUCGGAGGCAGAUACCACAUAAAACAGCCAUCUAUGAUUUUUGGCAGUGAUGUUAGUAAACUUGUAUUCAUGAAAAUCUAACUGAAAUAGCUAGUUAUUUGCCCUGUAUUUUUAUUCUGUUCUGUAAUUUUUAAGUUUUAAUGAUUUAGACAAUGUGUAUGUAUAAGUAGUACAGUGCAUCAUUGUGUGAAAUUGUUUAAACAUAAUAUCCUUUGGUUAUGUAUGCAAAGUGAAAAAACGAGGCCUUUAGCAUGACUAAGGUCGGUAUUCCAAGACACAAAAAUAAUUGUUUAGGUGUUGUUCGCUACACCGGUAUCUUAACCGUAUUCCUAGUGCACGAUAGGACACUGCCAGUUUCUUACUUUUAGGAAACGGAUUUCGGUGUCCUAUCCGUGACCUAUCUGUUGCCGAAAUCCCGCUUAUGUGCAGAGCUCACAUUUUUGUUGGUUUUUUCCAGAUGGCGGACCUGUGUCAUUAACUUGUACACAUUCAAUUUUUUGAAUAUCUCGGGAAGUACCAAAUGUAUUGGAGUGCCAAAUAAAACUUUAUGGUAACGAAACUAUCCUGAAGCAUUUAAUACGCUUUAAUAGUCAUAACAAGAAAUAAUCGAAACUUAUAAAGUACUUGAGUAAAUUAAAAUAACACAAUUUAAUUCAUGCGACACUACUGCUAUCUCUAGGAUUUCGCCAUAAAAAUUGUAUCGAUGGAUGCGAAACGUCUGCUAGAAUGUGUUGGAACCAGUUUCUAGCCUUGCGCAGGGCACUGUAUAUUUAAAACUGUUGACUUUCUGUUACCUUACUGUGAUUUGUGUUGGAUACCUGGAAUAAAACUCGCAAGUUAGGUUACGGUUGUGUCCCAAUAAAGCAGUGCUUAUUCGCUAUCUUACCUGAACAUCUUGGAAUAAUGCCCUAAAUGCUAAAAGAUGACUUGGAACACACUUAAUUGAGCGUGGAAAGUAUAAUAGAUUGACUCAAGAUACUAAAGGAGACAUAUAUAAAUUAUUAAUUCAAGACAAAAAUAGUAUUUGAAAGCUAUUUACUAUGCUUCUCACACUCCAUUAUAACUGCCAGUUUGUACAUACUCAUGUAUGGUAGACUGCAUUCAGGCUUACAAGUGAUGUGCACAUUUUGUUUUGCAUUUUACACCAUUUUAAAUAAACGUCAGUAAUAAGCAAAGUCAUGUUAGUGUUCCUCACUGAAAAACUAAGCAUCUAAAGUUCAUAUAUAUAUGCAAAAUAAAAAUAAAAUUUUAAAAAUAGUUUUAGGCCAGCGGACUAUAGUGCUUUGGUAGUUUGUGACAUAGCAGUAGCAUGCCUGCCAUCAGUGUUCAUAUUUCAAUUUCUGUUGCACCAUAAACAUUUUUUUUUUACGUAUGGCUUUUCAAACUUAUGCUCUGUUGUGAAUAAGUAGCACAUUCCUUAUAAUAUUAAUCUGUGUAGCUGAGUGUUUUUAUAUUCAUUUCUACUGUUUAAACUUAAAAAUACUAAACAAAUAUUUGUAAGCAGACCAAACCUGAACAACUGCUGAAUCACAAAAUAAGAUUUUUAAACAUUUUUGUUCUUGUUAGUGCCUUACGGCAAGCAAUAUUCCCAUGGUCCAUGCUGAAACAACAGUGAUGGCUUGGCCAACAGUGCAAUAAAUAACAGCACACAUUCCCAGCCAAGUAAGUCAUUUUUAAUUUUUAUGGCAGCAUUUAAAUUGAAUUUUUCUUUUUUCAGUCAUACAGUAACUUAUAAUUUUAAAACUACACUUUGUACAGAAAUAAAAUUUUGCAUGGUUGUUUUAGUUUGGACAAAAUGAAAACACAUAAAGCAUGUGUUAUUUUUAUGUGGUGAAGUAAAAAUAAGUUUUAGAAAAAAUCAGUAACACUGUUGUGGUUCAAAGAAGUAUUUUAGGUAAAUUUAUGAGUGACAAUUAUAAAUAUUGGAAGAAAUAAAUGGGAUUUAACUAGAGGUGGUCAAAUUGACAAAGUCAUAAUAUAAAAUUUCAUUAAUUUUAUGUACAUUUGAUUUUUCUGCUUCAGUCAUGUAAAAAACUAGAUUAUUUUUAAAAUGCUUCAUUUGGCGCUUUGCGUUUGUCAAAUUAUUCAGUCUGUAAUGUUCACAAAUGAAUUCAAAGUACCUGCUGCAUGAAUACACACAGAUAGAUUUUAUUUGCCUUUGUUUUAGAAAUAUAAAAAAAAGGUGCAUUUAAAAUAAUUAUAUGAUCAUCUAAUUUAUUUUCUUUUUUUUAAUUUGUUCAUGCUUAUAAGUGUUCAAUAUUGCUAGUUUGUUUUAUCAGUCCAUUUUGCCGUCGCCAUUCUUCUCCAUUAACACUUUUCAAAACAUCCAUGGCUCACUUUUGCAUUGGCACUACAGGAAUAUUUUUACUAAUUGUUUUCUCUCAUUCAAUGCUUAGUAGAACUAGCUGCUGAGACAUUUUAUUUCUGGCUAAGCAGAAGACUAAAUGAGGUAAGAAUCAAUGGGAAGGGAUCAGCAAUGAAAUGAAAAUUGAGCAUCUAAAAAAUUUAAACAAUUUUGUGUUGUGGUGUUAGUAUUGGGCUAGGGUAAUGCUAAAUGCUACUCACAUCCCAGCCAUGUUAAACGUACUUUUUUUUAAAUAUAUAUUUUGUUUUAAAUGAGAAAUAUAUUUGAAAACAUUUUUGAAAUAAUUAGUUAGAUCACUCCUGUUAUCCUUGUGACUGGUUUCCAGUAAGGUUAAAUAUUCAUUGGAAUUCCACCAUUAGUUACUAAAGUUUAUUUAAAAUUUUUGAGUUGUUAUUUAUUAGCAAAUCUUGUUCCUCCAGUGUUUUUUCCUGAUAUUAAGUAUUAUACUAUGGCCUCUCAGAACAUACCACUGGUUUGUUAGUGGUGGAAGUACACUUUGUAUCACUUCAGAAUUGGGAUUGAUCCAACCUUAUUUUAUUAUUUUCUCUUGAACCCACACCUUUGCCAAGUGCAGGAUGAAUUAUGAUUAUUAAAACUGUUGGUGGUUGUAUUGCUACUCAGGAGAAGUAGUUAAAAGUAGUUAAUGUUAUUAACUUGAUUUUUCUAAGCAUAUGGUGUUUAGUUUUAUGUAAUUUGUGAAAUUAAAUUAAAAAUAUAGUUUCUGUUUCUUAUAAAUGCAUUGUGACUAUUUUAUGUUUUUCUUUUAUGUAUUAUUCACUGUGGGUUACUGUGUUAGUUUCAAUAUGAUUGAUUUAAUAAUGAAGUCAAAGCAAAAAUUUAAAAUUUUUAAUGUUUUCUAUUUUAUUUGAAUUGUAUUUAGUAGUGUGAUAGUGAGUGUAAUUUAUUUAAUUUUAAUUUUAAGUGUUUGUAUUAACCUCUGCCAUGACAACUACGUAAGCUAGUAGUCGAAGACUAGACAUUUUGUGUUUCAGAUUAUAAGUACUCUCAACACACAUGUCCUUAUUACACAUGAUUGUGAUGGGAUAAUUUACAAAUAUGUGCAGUGAAGGACUGUCUAAAAAUGAUUUUUUUUAGGCAUUUUGUUUUGUUAUUUAUUGUAUUCAGUAAUGUAUUUGGUAGUAACCAGAAUGUUUGCAUUACAAUUACAACAUAGGUUGAAAAAUAGGAUAAUACAUAGAGUUAGUAUGGGGAACAAUAAUUUCUAAUGCAGUGUUUGUGUUGCUUUACUUGAAAAAAGCUGUCCUUUUUGUAAGCAGCAAUUAUGGUUUUUCAAAUUCAGAAUUUGUUAUAAUAUUUACACUUGUACAGAUACUAAGUAAUUGAGAAAGGUCUUGUGUUCCUAACACAUCAGUUAAUGCUUUAGUUUCAAAAAACAUUUGUCAUGAGAUCAUGAGAAUUUGGUGUGGUGUGUUAGUGUUAUUAAAUUCAUCAUCUUGAUGUGCUGUGGUCUUUGUUGCAAAUAAUGUUUUAUCUCUUUAUUUUAAUAAAUCAUGUAGUAUGUUCAAAACAUAUACUGUGAAAUAAGUUGUUCAAAUCACAGUUUCUGUCAUAAGCUAAAAUAUUUUGAAUUGUAUUGAUUAUUUUAUAAAAUUUAGAAAGUAAUGAAGUGUUUAAAACUUUUAUAUUUAUGUUUUUGUAUCUUUUAGAUGUUCAGUUGCAUUGUUUUUAUUUAUUUUAUAAAAAAAAUUGAAUGUCUCAGUACUCUGAUCCUUUCUCUCAGUUUUGUAAGAUUUUCUAAUUUUUGAUAUUAUUAUUCACAUAAGUUUACUAAUCACAUUUUACAAUAUUUUAUAGUAAGUUUUUUGACUUGCUUAUGUUUUAUGGUUCCUAUAAUCAAACCAUUUUAUUUUGUCUUUUACACAAUGUUUCAAGUGAUGCUGAUUCACGUGGUUGUUUCCUUCCAACUAGAAUGAAAUAACAGAUUUGUAGUCAUGAAAUGUCUAUUUUUUUUAAAGUUUUCGAGAAGCUCUUUUAAAUAUAAUUGCUUCUUAUGAUCAACAAUAAAAAUGCAGUUAUUUUACAUCAUUAUUCUUGAUAACUUAUUGAUAGCUAGAUAUUGUAGUUUCAAUUGUUUUCUACCAUUUGCUUCGAGGAUUACAGCUGCAAGCAUUUUUUCUGUUCUGACACUUGGAAGUCAUUCAACUGUGUUGUUUUAAAAUAUUUCCUAAUUUACCUUUUGUAUGCAUAAACACAGCACCAACAGAACUCUAAUGCACUUAAUGCAAGAGCAAAUAAUGUAUGAUAUUACAUUUUUUUAAAGUAUAACUUCUUAACUUCCUAACCUUACAUUGUCCCUGAUUAUUUCAAAGCAGAUGAUGCUUCACCGUAUUAAGUACGCUGUUCAUAUAAGAAUUUGUGGCAUGCAUUGUUGCUGGCUUCCAGGAAAAAAGAAGCUGUUGCCUUGCCCAUUAGUCCAUCGCAUUUGUUAUUGGCAGCUCAUGAACAAGUCAUUUAUAUUAAAUGACUUUUGCCUGUUUUUUAAUAAACAAUUUCUUUAUGAUGUGAUAAGUAUAUUUUUAUGUGUAUUUUUAUUCCAGUGAUUUGGUGAUCAUUAAGAACAAACUUAAGUUGAAAUACCAGACAGAUAAUUUGUAGUAAGGAUUAUAUGGCUUGUGAUUACACCUCCAGUUAAUUCUAGUAAGAUAAGGGAAAUAUGCAUUCAGCUGAAACAUUAUUUUAUUUUAUUUCUCAAAAAAAAAAAAAUUUUGCUUAACAUUUUAUUUCAGCAACAUGUAAAUAAAAUGAUAUUUCUUUCUGUGGUACAUAAGCAUGGACAGAACAUUGCUCUUUGGUACACAUUGACUUAUCUACACGUAUUUUUAUUUAUUAAUGAGUUGGCUGCAAGAGUUUCAUUGGUGUUUAUACUUGCUUAUAAAAAAAAAAUUUUUACAUUAUGUUUUAGAUCUUGUCCUCAUUUUAGUAGUACUUGAAGAAGUAUGCAUUACAAUUUAAUAGCAAGAGAAUGAACUACUUACUGAGCAUAUAUUAUAUGAUGUUGAUCAUUGUAUUUGUUAUGGCUGCCCUGUGUUGCCUAUGUAUAUCAAACUUCAUGCUAACUACAGACUUUUCUAGCAGCAUUUAUCUUCACUGUCAACAUGGAACUAAAAGCUCAUUUUAAAAAUGUUACAUUGUACAUCCCCCUCCCCCUACUCAAAAUUUUAUCUUGUUGGCUUGGUAUGAAAAUAAAAUCAUUAGCACCUUUCCCAUGUUAAGAGUACCUUACUAAAAAUUGUUCUAUGGUUUUAGAUGUGUUUUGAAAAAAGAAAAGAAAA
This is a messenger RNA of Bacillus rossius redtenbacheri, 22399 nucleotides long. It is a transcript of the gene Art4, whose product is annotated as histone-arginine methyltransferase CARMER. NCBI's taxonomy places the organism in Eukaryota, Metazoa, Arthropoda, Insecta, Phasmatodea, Bacillidae. The record is from RefSeq and is a predicted model, not a curated record. The coding region runs from base 108 to 1925 and encodes 605 amino acids. The transcript is spliced from 12 exons. Gene Ontology annotation, biological process: peptidyl-arginine methylation. Gene Ontology annotation, molecular function: protein-arginine N-methyltransferase activity.